Molecule: messenger RNA, 258 nt
Organism: Vanrija pseudolonga
Lineage: Eukaryota; Fungi; Basidiomycota; Tremellomycetes; Trichosporonales; Trichosporonaceae
Exons: 1
Coding region: 1-258 (85 amino acids)
Source: RefSeq, a predicted model, not a curated record
AUGUCCCGCAUCGCAGCCUGGGCCGCCCGCACCGCGACGCUCAACCGCGCCGGCGCGCUCGCGCGCGCCUCGACCCCCUCGCUUUCGAGCCUGUCCCAGUGCGCAGCCGCCGCCGCGGCCGCGAAGAACGCCAGCGUCGGCAUGGACCUCCAGGACGAGGCCGGCGAGGGAUACCACGCCGUGCCGGCCUUCACCUUCAAGCCGUCGUCUGCUGCGGCUGUCUCUCUGAGCGGCUCGGCGGGCUCGGUGCGCCUGUAG